AUGGCUUCUUUCGCGGUCGAGGACUUUGUUGGAAAUGGAUGUCUUCAGGGACUUGUUUCAAAGCUGCUGGAGGAAGGGUGGGAUGAUGUACCAACAUUGAAGAUUAUGAAUGCAGAUGAUAUGAAUGCGUUGAACAUGACUCAACGGCAAAAGGAUGCAUUGGAAAUUAGAUCAUACCUGCAUGAUCAUGCUCUGAUGCAAUACGCAGAUAAGCUUGAGGAGUCCGGGAAUUCCCUUACCGAACUUCUUAACCUAAGUACAGUAGAUCUUACUUCAAAGUUCGGAAUGAAAAGGGGCCAUGUUGCCCGUUUUACAGACAGAACUGCAGCUUUUGGGGGAGAUUCUUUUUCAGAAGCCUAUAACCGCCAAGUGAGGAGAAGAACUUCCUCGAGUAGUGAGAGUCUUUAUUACAGGAAGGAUAUUUCUCCUGUCACCUCCCGGAAGCAGAGUAUGAUGAAAUCCCUUACAAGAACCAAUACAGAUAUAUCCCUUGAACAAUCAAUGGCUGAUCUCGCGAUUAAAGAUGGACAUGUUUUUAAGGGGAUUGUAGCUUUUAAGCCAGAUGAGCCUAGAGCAUGUGGCUGUGUGCAGCCAACUCCAGUAGUAGAGAAUGUUGCUCCUUAUUCUUCCAUAGAGAAUAUCUCAGUUCAGAUACUAGCACCAGAAUACAAGAUUGGAAUGGAGCGUCUGGUGAAAACAAAGACUGCUCCGAUGAAGGCUUCAAAGCUUUGGCGUGAUAAACCAGCAGUGUUUGUAUGCAUUCGUCGCCCAGGGUGCAUCAUGUGCAGAGCUGAAGCUCACCAACUCUAUGCAAAGAAACCAAUAUUUGAUGCUUUGGGGGUUCAGUUAUUUGCUGUUCUUCAUGAGCAAAUCGAAUCAGAGGUAAUGGAUUUCUGGCCUCGAUACUGGGGUGGUGUAGUCCUCUUUGACAGAAGUAUGGGAUUUUAUAAAGCUCUGGGAGGAGGGAAUCUGCUUAAAGACAAGUUCAUAUCAGGUUUUCUACUUAAUCCUCGAGCUAUUUCAAAUUAUAGGCGAGCAAAAGCUAUGGGGGUGGAUCAAAACUUCAGGGGUGAAGGUGAGACAAAAGGAGGACUCUUCAUUGUUGGCAAAGGAAAGAGUGGUAUCGCUUACCAAUUUAUUGAAAGGAACUUUGGAGACUGGGCACCCCUUUCUGAAAUCUUUGAAAUCUGCCGCCGCUUACAGAAUCCACAGGAAAGUCAGUUAGACUCAAUCACAUCGAUACAACAACAGGAUUAGCUAUGGUCAUUGCUUCUAUGGACCAAGCCCUUGCUAUUGAACAUCAAACUUAACAGAAGCUAUGCAUCUUCCAAACUACAAAAUUUUUAUGUCUCACUAACACAGUCCACUGCUCCUUCCUUUUAGGAAUAGUUAUUUCAUUAAACUUCCUUUACAUUACUCGAAUGUACUUGUGUUAGUCUAUUGAGACAGGCUAUGUAUCUGUUGCUGUUCAAUCACAUAAUGCAGAAGUGCCAAUCAUUAGAUUGUACUCAGCCAGUACAUCAGAUAUUCAUUGGUAACUUACACACACAUUGGACAAUGUUUAUAACUUCAUCUCACAAAAUAUUUACAAAAUGCAAAAGAAAGAAAAUUCUCAAAAUUCAGUAGCUUUUCCGAACAGCAGAAAACUAGCUUCCUUGUAUGAAUACAAAAAAUAAUUUGCUUCUCCUAUCCAAAAUUUUUUACGGAAAGAACUCAAUAUAACCUGACAGAAAGAAGGAAAAUAUGCCAUCCCCGUCCUCUUUUUUUCGUUGCACCAUUUAUGCAAGGAUU
Molecule: messenger RNA, 1791 nt
Organism: Capsicum annuum
Lineage: Eukaryota; Viridiplantae; Streptophyta; Magnoliopsida; Solanales; Solanaceae
Exons: 5
Coding region: 1-1257 (418 amino acids)
Molecular function (GO): antioxidant activity
Source: RefSeq, a predicted model, not a curated record